CUGCGGGGCGGCGCCGGGACAGGAAGCGGAAAGCGGCAGUGCAGCGGCGGCGGCGGCGGCGGGGCUCUGCCUCUACGGGAGCCCAGCGCAGGCCGCAGAGCCGGGGCCGCUGUGAGCCGAGAGCGCGGGCCGGGGAGCCCGCACGGCCGGCGCGGAGAAUUUGUUCCUGUCGAAGAGCGGCUCCUGGAUCUCCAGACCCUUUGCAGUCUUAGGAGGAGAGUAGGUGAAAUUCCCUACCUCUGAGGAGAAACACUGCCCGCUCCUUCAUCAAGAGCAAGCUCCCCAUUGCUAUGGAUACCGAAUCCACAUACUCUGGAUAUUCUUACUAUUCAAGUCAUUCGAAAAAAUCUCACAGACAAGGGGAGAGAAAUAGAGAGAGACACAAAUCACCCCGGAAUAAAGAUGGCAGAGGGUCAGAAAAAUCUGUCACCAUUCAAGCUCCCACUGGAGAGCCCCUGUUGGCAAACGAUUCCACUCGGACAGAGGAAGUUCAGGAUGACAACUGGGGAGAGACCACCACGGCCAUCACAGGCACCUCAGAGCACAGCAUAUCACAGGAGGACAUUGCCAGGAUCAGCAAGGAUAUGGAAGACAGCGUGAGGCUGGAUUGCAGGCGCUACCUGGGCCUCACCGUGGCCUCGGUCCUUGGACUGCUGGUGUUCCUCACCCCCAUUGCCUUCAUCCUGUUACCCCCCAUCCUGUGGAGGGACGAGCUGGAGCCUUGUGGCACAAUUUGUGAGGGACUCUUCAUUUCCGUGGCGUUCAAACUCCUCAUCCUGCUCAUCGGGACCUGGGCGCUCUUCUUCCGCAAGCAGAGAGCUGACGUGCCACGCGUCUUCGUGUUCCGUGCCCUUCUGUUGGUCCUCAUCUUUUUUUUUGUGGUUUCCUAUUGGCUGUUUUAUGGGGUCCGCAUUUUGGACUCUCGGGACCGCAACUACCAGGGUAUCGUGCAGUACGCGGUGUCCCUCGUGGACGCCCUCCUCUUCAUCCACUACCUGGCCAUCGUCCUGCUGGAGCUGAGGCAGCUGCAGCCCAUGUUCACGCUGCAGGUGGUCCGCUCCACCGACGGCGAGUCCCGGUUCUACAGCCUGGGACACCUGAGUAUCCAGCGAGCAGCAUUGGUGGUUCUGGAAAAUUACUAUAAAGAUUUCACCAUCUAUAACCCCAAUCUCCUAACAGCCUCCAAAUUCCGAGCAGCCAAGCACAUGGCCGGGCUGAAAGUCUACAAUGUAGAUGGCCCCAGUAACAAUGCCACUGGUCAGUCCCGGGCCAUGAUUGCUGCUGCCGCUCGGCGCCGAGAUUCGAGCCACAACGAGUUGUAUUAUGAAGAGGCUGAGCACGAGCGGCGGGUGAAGAAGCGGAGAGCAAGGCUGGUGGUGGCCGUGGAGGAGGCCUUCAUCCACAUCCAGCGUCUCCAGGCCGAAGAGCAGCAGAAAGCCCCAGGGGAGGUGAUGGACCCCCGGGAGGCCGCCCAGGCCAUCUUCCCCUCCAUGGCCCGCGCUCUGCAGAAAUACCUGCGCACCACUCGACAGCAGCAUUACCACAGCAUGGAGAGCAUCCUGCAGCACCUGGCCUUCUGCAUCACCAACAGCAUGACCCCCAAGGCCUUUCUGGAACGUUACCUCAGCGCAGGCCCCACCCUGCAGUAUGACAAGGAGCGCUGGCUCUCGACGCAGUGGAGACUGGUCAGUGACGAGGCUGUCACUAACGGACUACGGGAUGGAAUCGUUUUCGUCCUCAAAUGCUUGGACUUCAGCCUCGUGGUCAAUGUGAAGAAAAUUCCAUUCAUCGUACUCUCGGAAGAGUUCAUAGACCCCAAAUCUCACAAAUUUGUCCUUCGCUUACAGUCUGAGACCUCAGUUUAAAAGUUUUAUAUUUGUGGCUUUAUUACAAAAAAAAAAGAA
Molecule: messenger RNA, 1904 nt
Organism: Acinonyx jubatus (cheetah)
Lineage: Eukaryota; Metazoa; Chordata; Mammalia; Carnivora; Felidae
Gene: VANGL1
Product: VANGL planar cell polarity protein 1
Exons: 8
Coding region: 291-1865 (524 amino acids)
Biological process (GO): multicellular organism development
Cellular component (GO): plasma membrane
Source: RefSeq, a predicted model, not a curated record